Molecule: messenger RNA, 1530 nt
Organism: Dichotomopilus funicola
Lineage: Eukaryota; Fungi; Ascomycota; Sordariomycetes; Sordariales; Chaetomiaceae
Product: glycoside hydrolase
Exons: 4
Coding region: 1-1530 (509 amino acids)
Biological process (GO): polysaccharide catabolic process; L-arabinose metabolic process
Molecular function (GO): alpha-L-arabinofuranosidase activity
Source: RefSeq, a predicted model, not a curated record
AUGGCUACAUUCACGCGCAUCGCCGAGGACGAGACGCCCACCAUCACCAUCGACCCGUCUCACACCGUCGCCGACAUCGAGGACAACAUCUAUGGCGGGUUCACGGAACACAUGGGCCGUUGCAUCUACGGCGGUAUCUACGACCCCGGCAACCCGCUCUCCGACGCCAACGGCUUCCGCACCGACGUCAUCGACGCCAUGAAGGAGCUCAACGUGCCCGUUGUGCGGUACCCCGGCGGCAACUUUGUCGCGACCUACAACUGGCUCGACGGGGUUGGCCCCAAGGAGAAACGGCCGAGCCGACCCGAGUUGGCGUGGAUUGGGGUCGAGAGGAAUGAGUUUGGGACGGAUGAGUUUAUGAAGUGGUGUGAGGUUGUUGGAACGGAGCCGUAUUUGUGUCUGAAUAUGGGAACUGGGACACUGCGGGAGGCCCUGGGCUGGCUCGAGUACUGCAACUCGGACCGGGACACCUACUACGCCAACCUGCGUCGGCAAAACGGCCGUGAGAAGCCCUACAACGUCAAAUAUUGGGCCCUCGGCAACGAGUGCUACGGCCCCUGGCAAGUCGAGCAGCUCACCAAAGAAGCCUACGCCACCAAAGCCUACCAAUGGGCCAAAGCCCUCAAACUCCUCGACCCCUCCAUCACCCUGAUCCUCUGCGGCGAAUCUGGCUUCUCCUCCUGGGACCACCACGUCCUACAACACUGCCUCCGACCCGACAUGCACGCCCUGGGCGGCACCAAAUCCCUCAUCGACAUGCACAGCAUCCACCUCUACACCGCCGACGGCACCGCCCACCUCCCCAACGCGACCGCCCCGCGCGCCGCCGAACGCGCCAUCCAGAUGACCUCGGCCCUCAUCGACCUCGCCCGCAUCGAGAACCGCGUCCCGCCCACGGUGCCCAAACCCAAGAUCUGCUUCGACGAGUGGAACGUCUGGGACCCCUCCCGCGCACCAGGCGAACAGGGCGCCGAGGAGAAAUACACCCUCUCCGACGCGCUGGCGGUGGCUGUGUGGCUGAAUGUGUUUGUGCGGCAGGCUGGGGAGAUCGGGAUGGCGAAUAUUGCGCAGUCGGUUAAUGUCAUUUCGCCGCUGUUGACAUCGCCCAACGGGUUGGUGAAACAGACUACGUGGUGGCCGCUGUUGUUAUUCAGUCGGUAUAUGCGGGGUCAGACGAUUGCGUUGCAUGUGCGCGGGCAGGAGUACACGGGGCCGACGAAGCCGACGUGGCUUCGGGGGACGGGGAUGGAGACGCCGUUUUUGGAUUGUAGUGCGGUGAAGGGGAGUGAUGGUUGGGUGAAUCUGGCUGUGGUGAAUGUGGAUGAGGAGCGGGACUAUGGGGUUGUGUUGGAGGGGUUGGUGGGGGGUGGGAAAGUGCAGGUGUUUGUUGUGACUGGGGAAAAUGUGAGUGUGACGAAUACGGACGGGAAGGAGAAUGUUGGGGUUGUGGAGAGCGAGUGGGAUGGGAAAGGGAGGUUUACUUUUGCGAGGCAUUCGUUUACCUUGUUGCGGUGGAAGGAGUCGGUUUAG